AUGCCACGCACGGGCUUGAGUGCUUACCCGUUUUGUGUUUUGGAAGACUGCAACGACCCUGUCAGGAACCAUCACCCCUGUGUCAAACUCUGGUCGCCAGACUCGGCCGGCAUCCGCAACUCUAUUGUCAAUAGCCAACCAAUAUCUAUCACGGACUUCUCAGCUUUGCGACAACCAUGGAUGACAAGCGGCGGGGUUUUACCCUUUGUUAGAAGAACGGGGAGCAGCGCGGACAGACAGAGAGACAGAGAGCCCAAAAGAGAUGGGACAGUCUUGGAAGCGGUUCGGAGACCUGGCCCGGUGUGCGGAACUGGUUUACUAAAACUCGACGGCAAACAUCCCGGUAUGCCGCACAACCUUGACCUGGCCUGGACAGAGAUGAAUGAGACUGGCGGGUCUGAAACAAGGUUCAGGGCAGGGAUAUGA
Messenger RNA from Pochonia chlamydosporia 170, 426 nucleotides. RefSeq lists its product as hypothetical. The record is from RefSeq and is a predicted model, not a curated record. Bases 1 to 426 code for a protein of 141 amino acids. Lineage: Eukaryota; Fungi; Ascomycota; Sordariomycetes; Hypocreales; Clavicipitaceae. The transcript has a single exon.